Acinonyx jubatus (cheetah) is the source of this 5326-nucleotide messenger RNA. It is a transcript of the gene PTPRU, whose product is annotated as protein tyrosine phosphatase receptor type U. Gene Ontology annotation, biological process: protein dephosphorylation. The record is from RefSeq and is a predicted model, not a curated record. The transcript has 32 exons. Bases 475 to 4617 code for a protein of 1380 amino acids. NCBI's taxonomy places the organism in Eukaryota, Metazoa, Chordata, Mammalia, Carnivora, Felidae. Gene Ontology annotation, molecular function: protein binding; protein tyrosine phosphatase activity. Gene Ontology annotation, cellular component: membrane.
GUGUGUGUGUGUGUGUGUGUGUGUGUGUGUGAUUGUAUAAUUGUAGCCUGGGGCACAGAACAUAUGUGUGGCUUGUCAGGCUGUCUAGCCAUCUGGUUACCCUGUGUGGCAGGAUCUGACUUUGGAAAAGAGAGGUGACCAGCUAUUUGGAUCCCUGGGGAGCCUGCUGCUAGGGGGUCUUGGUAUCUAAGUGUCAGAUUCCUGGAGUUUGGGUGCAGACCUCUUUGGGUGGGUGGUAUCUCACUAUCUAGGUGUGGGUAUCUCAAUACCAGAGUGUGGGAGGCUCAGAGCGUGCCAACCUAAGGAUGUCCCAGUGUCUCUGCAUCCAAAGCCGGCUGCACCUUCGAAGAGGCGAGUGACCCAGCAGUGCCCUGCGAGUACAGCCAGGCCCAGUACGACGACUUCCAGUGGGACCAAGUGCAGAUCCACCCUGGUACCCGGGCUCCUGCAGACCUGCCACACGGCUCCUACUUGAUGGUCAAUGCUUCCCAGCAUGCUCCAGGCCAACGGGCCCAUGUCAUCUUCCAGAGCCUGAGUGAGAAUGAUACCCACUGUGUGCAGUUCAGCUACUUUCUGUACAGCCGGGAUGGGCACAGUCCGGGCACCUUGGGCAUCUACGUGCGUGUCAAUGGGGGUCCCCUGGGCAGUGCCGUCUGGAAUAUGACUGGAUCACAUGGUCGUCAGUGGCACCAGGCUGAGCUGGCUGUCAGCACCUUCUGGCCCAAUGAAUAUCAGGUGCUGUUUGAGGCCCUCAUCUCCCCAGACCGCAGGGGCUACAUGGGCCUAGAUGACAUCCUGCUUCUCAGCUACCCCUGCGCGAAGGCCCCGCACUUCUCCCGACUGGGCGAUGUGGAGGUCAACGCUGGCCAGAACGCCUCCUUCCAGUGCAUGGCAGCGGGCAGAGCAGCAGAGGCAGAGCGCUUUCUCCUGCAGCGGCAGAGCGGGGCGCUGGUGCCCGCGGCCAGCGUGCGGCACAUCAGCCACCGGCGCUUCCUGGCGACCUUCCUGCUGGCCUCCGUGAGCCGCUCGGAGCAGGACCUGUAUCGUUGCGUGUCCCAGGCCCCGCGCGGCGCGGGCGUCUCGAACUUCGCAGAGCUCAUCGUCAAGGAGCCCCCCACCCCCAUCGCGCCGCCGCAGCUGCUGCGCGCGGGUCCCACCUACCUCAUCAUCCAGCUCAACACCAACUCCAUCAUUGGCGACGGGCCGAUCGUGCGCAAGGAGAUUGAGUACCGCAUGUCCCGCGGCCCAUGGGCGGAGGUGCACGCCGUCAGCCUGCAGACCUACAAGCUGUGGCACCUUGACCCCGACACGGAGUACGAGAUCAGUGUGCUGCUCACGCGCCCAGGUGAUGGCGGCACCGGCCGCCCUGGGCCACCCCUCAUCAGCCGCACCAAGUGCGCAGAACCCAUGAGGGCCCCCAAAGGCCUGGCUUUCGCUGAGAUCCAGGCCCGCCAGCUGAUGCUGCAGUGGGAACCUCUGGGCUACAAUGUGACACGUUGCCACACGUACACGGUGUCCCUGUGCUAUCACUACACGCUGGGCAGCAGCCACAACCAGACCAUCCGGGAGUGUGUGAAGAUGGAGCGGGGCGUCAGCCGCUACACCAUCAAGAACCUGCCCCCCUACCGGAACGUUCACGUGCGGCUCAUCCUCACGAACCCCGAGGGACGCAAGGAGGGCAAGGAGGUCACCUUCCAGACAGACGAGGAUGUGCCUGGUGGGAUUGCAGCCGAGUCCCUGACCUUCACUCCACUGGAGGACAUGAUCUUCCUCAAGUGGGAGGAGCCCCAGGAACCCAAUGGCCUCAUCACUCAGUAUGAGAUCAGCUAUCAGAGCAUUGAGUCAUCAGACCCGGCGGUGAAUGUGCCGGGCCCACGACGUACUAUCUCCAAGCUCCGCAACGAGACUUACCACGUCUUCUCCAACCUGCACCCGGGCACCACCUACCUGUUCUCUGUGCGGGCCCGCACGGGCAAAGGCUUUGGCCAGGCGGCACUCACCGAGAUCACCACCAACAUCUCAGCUCCCAGCUUUGAUUAUGCCGACAUGCCAUCACCCCUGGGCGAGUCUGAGAACACCAUCACCGUUCUGCUGAGGCCGGCACAGGGCCGCGGUGCGCCCAUCAGCGUGUACCAGGUGAUUGUGGAGGAGGAGCGGCCGCGGAGGCUGCGACGGGAGCCGGGCAGCCAGGACUGCUUCCCAGUACCCUUGACUUUUGAUGCUGCGCUGGCCCGGGGCCUGGUGCACUACUUCGGGGCUGAACUGGCGGCCAGCAGUCUGCCAGAAGCCAUGCCCUUCACGGUGGGUGACAACCAGACCUAUCGCGGCUUCUGGAACCCACCGCUGGAGCCCAGGAAGGCCUACCUCAUCUACUUCCAGGCAACAAGCCACCUGAAGGGGGAGACCCGGCUGAAUUGCAUCCGCAUUGCCAGGAAAGCUGCCUGCAAGGAAAGCAAGCGACCCCUGGAGGUGUCCCAGAGAUCGGAGGAGAUGGGGCUCAUCCUGGGCAUCUGUGCGGGGGGACUUGCUGUGCUCAUCCUUCUCCUGGGGGCCAUCAUUAUCAUCAUCCGUAAGGGGAGGGAUCACUAUGCCUACUCCUACUACCCAAAGCCCGUGAACAUGACCAAAGCCACCGUCAAUUACCGCCAGGAGAAGACCCACAUGAUGAGUGCCGUGGACCGGAGCUUCACGGACCAGAGCACCUUGCAGGAGGAUGAGCGACUGGGCCUCUCCUUCAUGGACGCCCGCGGCUACAGCCCCCGGGGAGACCAGCGCAGUGGUGGGGUCACUGAGGCCAGCAGCCUCCUGGGGGGCUCACCGCGGCGUCCGUGUGGCCGGAAGGGCUCCCCAUAUCACACGGGGCAGCUGCACCCCGCAGUGCGCGUGGCCGACCUCCUGCAGCACAUCAACCAGAUGAAGACGGCCGAGGGCUAUGGCUUCAAGCAGGAGUACGAGAGCUUCUUUGAAGGCUGGGAUGCCACAAAGAAGAAAGACAAGGUCAAGGGCAGCCGGCCAGAGCCUGUGCCUGCCUAUGAUCGGCACCGAGUGAAACUGCCCCCGAUGCUGGGAGGCCCGGAUGCCGACUACAUUAACGCCAACUACAUAGACAUUCGGAUAAACCGUGAAGGUUACCACAGGUCAAACCACUUCAUAGCCACUCAAGGGCCGAAGCCCGAGAUGGUCUACGACUUCUGGCGCAUGGUAUGGCAGGAGCACUGUUCCAGCAUUGUCAUGAUCACCAAGCUGGUGGAGGUGGGCAGGGUGAAGUGCUCACGGUACUGGCCGGAGGACUCGGACAUGUACGGGGACAUCAAGAUCACGCUGGUGAAGACGGAGACUCUGGCCGAGUACGUCGUGCGCACCUUUGCCCUGGAGCGGAGAGGCUACUCUGCCCGGCACGAGGUCCGACAGUUCCAUUUCACGGCAUGGCCAGAGCACGGCGUCCCCUACCACGCCACAGGGCUGCUAGCCUUCAUCCGGCGCGUGAAGGCCUCUACCCCACCUGACGCCGGGCCCGUCGUCAUCCACUGCAGCGCGGGCACCGGCCGCACAGGCUGCUACAUCGUUCUGGAUGUGAUGCUGGACAUGGCGGAGUGUGAGGGCGUUGUGGACAUUUACAACUGUGUGAAGGCCCUCUGCUCCCGGCGCGUCAACAUGAUCCAGACAGAAGAGCAGUACAUCUUCAUUCAUGAUGCAAUCCUGGAGGCCUGCCUGUGUGGGGAGACCACUAUCCCUGUCAGCGAGUUCAAGGCCACCUACAAGGAGAUGAUCCGCAUUGACCCCCAGAGUAAUUCCUCCCAGCUGCGGGAAGAGUUCCAGACGCUGAACUCGGUCACACCACCCCUGGACGUGGAAGAGUGCAGCAUCGCCUUGCUGCCCCGGAACCGAGACAAGAACCGCAGCAUGGAUGUCCUGCCGCCCGACCGCUGCCUGCCCUUCCUCAUCUCCACCGACGGGGACCCUAACAACUACAUCAACGCGGCCCUGACUGACAGCUACACACGGAGCGCAGCCUUCAUCGUGACCUUGCAUCCUCUACAGAGCACUACGCCUGACUUCUGGCGGCUGGUCUACGAUUACGGGUGCACCUCCAUUGUCAUGCUCAACCAGCUGCACCAGUCCAACACUGCCUGGCCUUGCCUGCAAUACUGGCCAGAGCCUGGCCGACAGCAGUAUGGCCUCAUGGAGGUGGAGUUCGUGUCGGGCUCAGUGGAUGAAGACUUGGUGGCCCGUGUCUUCCGGGUGCAGAACAUGUCUCGGCUGCAGGAAGGGCACCUGCUGGUGCGACACUUCCAGUUCCUGCGCUGGUCCGCCUACCGGGACACGCCUGACUCCAAGAAGGCCUUCCUGCACCUGCUGGCCGAGGUGGACAAGUGGCAGGCGGAGCGUGGGGACGGGCGCACGGUCGUGCACUGCCUGAACGGGGGUGGCCGCAGUGGCACCUUCUGCGCCUGCGCCACAGUCCUGGAAAUGAUCCGCUGCCACAACCUGGUGGACGUUUUCUUUGCUGCCAAAACGCUUAGGAACUACAAGCCCAAUAUGGUGGAAACCCUGGAUCAGUACCACUUUUGCUAUGAUGUGGCCCUGGAGUACCUGGAGGGUCUGGAGUCAAGAUAGCGGGGCCCCUGGCCUGGGGCACCCACUGUGCACUCAGAGCCAGGCCCAGCACUGAUGAGGAAGACCUGGACCCCUAACUCUGCGCCGCUACAGCUCCCCCGGGGGACGGCACUAGAGUGGGCGCCGGGCCAUCUCGGUGCCCCUUCCACGGUGCCCGGGGCCUCUCACCAUGUCCAAUGGGCAGGCUGGGGGCCAAGGAGAGGCUUAGCGAGACUGCAGCCCCGCCUACCUCUGUAGGUUCCUGCAGGUCUGCGCCGUGUAUCUGGCACUGCCUGGUAGAGUGACAGGCGCUCAGAGUUGCCAGCUCGGGAGGACCCAGGCUCAAGCCCCUCGACUCCAGGCUCAAGCCCCUUGACUCUGUCCCAGCCCUUGGCAGAGAUGAGUAAGGCCCUGUGGGGCCUGUGCGUGGCCAGUUUCCACCCGGCGUGGCUUCCUCUGGAUGUGGAUGGAGAGUUCACUGGGGCUUGGCAUCUGGACUCCCAUCUGGCCUGGCCCCUGAGGGUCCUGGGUAGACUGGGCACAUCAGACUGGUCCUCUCUGGAGGGGACAAUAGCCCCCUCCUCCACCCUGCUGCCCCCCCUACAGCCCCGGGGCUGUUUUGCUCAUGAUCCCUCCCACUAUUACUUCUUUGACGUGUGCUCUGAGCUUCCUCGAACCGAGAUCUGCCCAUCCUUACCCUGUUCCCUGUGGGGCCCCUUCCCUGCCUGAC